AUGCCUUCUAAAUAUCAACGCAGUGUCCUCAUCACCGGUGGCACUUCAGGACUAGGCUAUCACUGCGCCUUAGCCAUCGCUCGCAAGCGUCCAGAUUACCAAGUCAUAAUCGCAUCCCGCUCAGACCUCGAUGCCUCUGCCAAAUCCAUUAACAAGCUCCUCAACCAAGAAAAUGUCAGUUUCCUACGACUCGAUCUUUCCUCCCUCGCACAGGUCCGCGCCUUUGCCGAGGAAUGGAAGGCCAACCAAUUCCCGCCAAUCCAGUCACUCGUCUUCAACGCUGCCUUACAGUUCCCUGCGGCAAUUGAGUACACAGAAGACGGAUUCGAGAAAACUUUUGCCAUCAGCCACAUCGGGCACGCACUCCUUUUCUCCCUCUUACAUCCCCAUCUUGACGAAACCGCGCGCGUCGUGAUUGUAUCCAGCGGAACACACGAUCCCGCUCAGAAAACCGGCAUGCCUGAUGCGAAGUAUACUUCCGCUGAGGAAUCCGCGCACCCACCUCCCCUCUCAGCCAAAGAGAGCGGACGCAAGCGAUACUCCAGCACCAAGCUGUCUAAUGUCCUCUACGCAUACGCCAUGCACAGACGCUUUGCUGCUAUCAACGAGAAGAACGGGAAACAUUGGACGGUUACGUCGAUGGAUCCUGGUCUUAUGCCAGGGACGGGCUUGACAAGAGAAGGCAGCCGAGUUGAGAAAUUCCUCUGGCUGCGUGUCUUGCCGCACAUCCUCCCGCUUUUGCGGUUGCUUGUCUCGCCGAAUAUUCAUACUCCUCAGGAGUCUGGUGAAGCGCUGGCUAGGUUGGCUGUUGGGGCUGAUGUUGAGGGGGUUAGCGGUGUGUACUAUGAGGGCUUGAGGGAGAUUAGGUCUAGUGAUGCGAGCUACGAUGUGGCGAAGCAAGAAGAUCUGUGGAAGUGGACUGUUGAGACUGUGGCUUGUGAUCAUCAGGAGAAGAUGGCAUUUUUGUUGGAAUAG
Messenger RNA from Penicillium lagena, 975 nucleotides. RefSeq lists its product as uncharacterized. Bases 1 to 975 code for a protein of 324 amino acids. The record is from RefSeq and is a predicted model, not a curated record. NCBI's taxonomy places the organism in Eukaryota, Fungi, Ascomycota, Eurotiomycetes, Eurotiales, Aspergillaceae. The transcript has a single exon.